GAAAAAAUAUAGUAGUGAACAACCGUAUAUACAUGUUGAAAAAGGGAGAUCACUCUUACGUGACUAUUAUAUAAAUUUACAAAUGUCAAAGAUGUCAGGGUGCUUUAUUUUUCGUCAGAUCACAUCAAGUUGUCUCCGAUGUUAUACCACACGUCUUCUUAAAGUUAAUCAGGCCAAGUUUAAUUCAUCUAGAUUAUUGUCAGACAGAAUAUUAGACCCACCAGAUCAUACACCUCCUAUUCCAGAAUAUGUUGAUAGAGGGAGUAAUGAAUCCAUUGACGAUAAAAAGGCUCGAUUAUUAUAUCAGAGCAGAAAAAGAGGGAUGACGGAAAAUGGCCUCUUACUCAGUACAUUUGCCUCACUACAUUUGGACAAGUUAUCAGAAGAGCAGCUAAAAAUGUAUGACAGCUUGAUCAAUAAACCAACAAAUGAUUGGGAAAUAUAUUACUGGAUGAUAGGAAAUAAACCCACACCACCAGAAUAUGAUAAUUCUGUAAUGGACAUGCUGAAAGAUCAUGCAAAAAAUAAAGACAGAAAUGUUAGAUUACAACAGCCUGCAUUGUAUACAUAGAUUUUCUCCCUUUGUAGAUCUGUUACACACAAUUCUUGAUCAGAGCAUGUUGAUAAAAUACUAAGUUUAAUCAGUGAAAUAUUUUUCAUAGCACUUAUUGUAUGAUUGUAAAAAUAAACUUUAAAAGACUUUUCAAAUUUUGAUAUCACUCAUUGUAUCAUUGUUAAAAUAAACUUAUUCUUUUAUAUGAAAUAGCGUAACGUAUAAAAAAGGAAGAUACAUGUAUUAGAUAUCAGUCAAUGAAUUUAAGAUUUUGAUUUUACUACCCCAAAUUCCAGUUUUGAAUUUGUUCUACUAUAUAUUUAACUAAAUGUUCUUAAAAUUUUCACUGGCCCAAACUAAUUUGGGCCAGUGCUAAAUUCGAUGACUGAGAAAUAAAUAAAAGAAAUACUUUCAGAGAUAUUUCAUUCUGACAUAAAAAUAUUUGAAUUUUUUCACUCUUCAGUGAGAUAUGAUUUGCAUUCAUUCAAAGAAAAAAGUAGGCUGUUCUUUUUGUACUUUAAUCAUACACAUAUCAUUUAUAUAUAGUGUACAUUUAUAAUUACAUGAGAGAAAAUUUCCAACUAGUGAAGUUCUCAGGUGUUCUUGAGAAAUGGUUCUACAUUUGCUGUGAAUCUUUUGUUAGCAAAUUUUUAUGUGAUAGAGCACUUUAAUUUCUUUUGCUUUGAACAUUUUUAAUUUUAUUAAAGUAUUGCUGGACAUUUACAAGUGUCAAUGUUUUCAAAAGACUUAUGUGUAUUAUAAUACAUAAACAGAAUGUUAAAUUUAAGAAAAAAUACAUUUGUAAAAAAUGUUCAAAUAAAUGUUUACAAGCAAUA
Molecule: messenger RNA, 1389 nt
Organism: Ruditapes philippinarum (Manila clam)
Lineage: Eukaryota; Metazoa; Mollusca; Bivalvia; Venerida; Veneridae
Product: succinate dehydrogenase assembly factor 2, mitochondrial-like
Exons: 4
Coding region: 83-571 (162 amino acids)
Biological process (GO): mitochondrial electron transport, succinate to ubiquinone; mitochondrial respiratory chain complex II assembly; protein-FAD linkage
Cellular component (GO): mitochondrion
Source: RefSeq, a predicted model, not a curated record